Mercurialis annua (annual mercury) is the source of this 512-nucleotide messenger RNA. Its product is annotated as mediator of RNA polymerase II transcription subunit 11. Lineage: Eukaryota; Viridiplantae; Streptophyta; Magnoliopsida; Malpighiales; Euphorbiaceae. The transcript is spliced from 3 exons. The record is from RefSeq and is a predicted model, not a curated record. The coding region runs from base 52 to 402 and encodes 116 amino acids. Gene Ontology annotation, cellular component: mediator complex. Gene Ontology annotation, biological process: regulation of transcription by RNA polymerase II. Gene Ontology annotation, molecular function: transcription coregulator activity.
GAGAUAUAAAACUAAAAACCCAAGCUGCAUUGCUUGGAGUGGAGAGAAGAGAUGGAUUCGUCGUCGCAGACUCAGAACACAUCGUUGCAGCGUCUUCAAAAUGUUGAAAAGACGAUUGUUAGGGUUUUGGAGGUGGCAGGGGGUGUGAUGGAUGAGCUAGCGGCUCCUACAGGUCCUCGUAAAGAAUCCAUCAACAACCACUGCCGGGAGUUCAUGCAAAUGAUCAAGGACAUUCAGUUCACUCUGCGAAACGAGAUAAAGAGUGCGUGCGAGUACCGGCCGUUCGAGAAGAGUGACUACACGAGUCGAAUUUGUAAUGAGAUGUGCUGUAAGAAGUUGGAGUAUGUGCUUUCCCAAUUGGACGCCAUCCAACUCACACUUGAUCAAUAUCACGACCUUUGAGGAUUCUAGCUUUUUCUCUGCUCUUUUUUCUUCUUUAUGUUUUCAAUUUUCCUGUAUAACAAACAAUUAUUUGUGAGUGGAAAUCAAUGGAUAUGUGCAUUUUAGCUUCA